Messenger RNA from Nothobranchius furzeri (turquoise killifish), 1764 nucleotides. Its product is annotated as CYFIP-related Rac1 interactor B. Lineage: Eukaryota; Metazoa; Chordata; Actinopteri; Cyprinodontiformes; Nothobranchiidae. Gene Ontology annotation, biological process: regulation of actin filament polymerization; positive regulation of T cell activation. The record is from RefSeq and is a predicted model, not a curated record. Gene Ontology annotation, molecular function: small GTPase binding.
CUCCUGAGGAGGAAAUCACUCCUUUUAUAGUUAACGGAGCUCCGCGGGGCCGUUUUCCGGGUUCACGCGCUCACCCAGCAUGUAGAGGAGGAGACACCUGGAGCUCCGCGGCACACGGCAUCGAUCCGCUCCUAUCGAUCAGCGAUCAGUCAAGAAUGGGGAACUUAAUAAAGGUGUUAACCAGAGACAUCGACAACAACGCUGGAAACUUCUUCCUGGAUUUUGAAAAUGCACAGCCUUCGGAGUCGGAGACGGCCAUGUGGGAGGAGGUGAACCAGGUUCUGAUGGAGGCCCAGGUCAUCCUGGAAGACCUGCAGACGUACAGAGGAGCUGGAGAGGAGAUCCGACAGGCCAUCCAGAACCCUAACGUGGAGUGUGUCCAGGAGAAGGCCUGGUCCGCUGUGGUUCCUCUGGUCGCUAAACUCAAAACCUUCUAUGAGUUCACACAGAAGCUAGAGUCCAGUCUGCAGUGUCUCCUGAAGGUCCUCACCAGCUCUGGAUCCACUCCAACUCAACAUCUGGAGUCCAAACAGGCGCUGGCCCGGCAGUUCGCCCACAUCCUGCACUUCACGCUGCGCUUUGACGAGCUGAAGAUGACCAACCCAGCCAUCCAGAACGACUUCAGCUACUACCGCAGGACCAUCAGCCGGAUGCGGAUAAACAACCUGUCGUCCGACUCCGGGAACGAGGUCAACAAUGAGCUGGCCAAUCGGAUGUCUCUGUUUUACGCCACCGCCACGCCCAUGCUGAAGACGCUGAGCGACGCCACGUCCAAGUUCGUGUCAGACAACACACAAGUCCCCAUCGAAAACACGACAGACUGCUUGAGCACGAUGGCCUGCGUCUGCAAAGUCAUGCUGGAAACGCCGGAGUAUCGCAGUCGCUUCACCAGUGAGGAGACGGUGUUGUUCUGUCUUCGUGUGAUGGUUGGAGUCAUCAUCUUGUACGACCACGUUCACCCAGCUGGAGCCUUCGUUAAAACCUCAAACAUCGAUAUGAAAGGCUGCAUCAGAGUUCUGAAGGAGCAGCCGCCCAGCAGCGUGGAGGGUCUGCUCAACGCUCUCAGGUACACCACCAAACAUCUGAACGACGAGACUACCUCCAAGCAGAUCAAAAUGCUGCUGCAGUGAUGUGAAGCGGUGGACCGGAACGCCGCCGCUGAGGGAGAAGUGUUAUGGUCUGAAUGUCCGAAGAACUACUGAACAAACUUUCAGCUCUUUUUAAGCCUCCUGACUGUUUUACUGUUAUUUUAGAAAAACGUUUUCUUGUUUAAAAGUUGAAACCAAGCCUGUGGAAGAUAAUUACAGGAUGAUCUCCUGCCCCCUGGUGGACAGGUUUAAUAAUACAGUUCUAGCGACUAAGCCUAAACCUCAAACUUAGUUUAACUGAUUUUUUGUCACAAUCUGGGAACAAACGAUGAUUUAGUAUUUCACAGCUCCAAAGAACUGUUGGAUGUUCUCAUGUCAGACGGUGUUGCCUGUAGAGCUACGCUCUAAAACCGGAACAGCGCUCUGACCUGAGGAUCGUCUCAGGGUCCAGUCAUCAGACUAGAAACCAAACGUUUGACCUUUUCUGUUUUACCGACUGAACUGUGACAAGAGGUUCUGAAGUGACUGAUGCUUUUAUGUUCUGUUGGAACAGCUGACUGGAAAUGUUCAGAAGCUUUGAUUUGUGCUGUAUGUGGAUGUUGCCGUGUCAGGGACUGAAUGCAUUCAUCGUUUUUACAUGAUGUGUUUUAGCAAAAUAAAGUUUUUACAUUUUUAA